This is a messenger RNA of Pichia membranifaciens NRRL Y-2026, 1803 nucleotides long. RefSeq lists its product as hypothetical. NCBI's taxonomy places the organism in Eukaryota, Fungi, Ascomycota, Pichiomycetes, Pichiales, Pichiaceae. The transcript has a single exon. The record is from RefSeq and is a predicted model, not a curated record. Gene Ontology annotation, cellular component: endoplasmic reticulum; membrane. Gene Ontology annotation, molecular function: mannosyl-oligosaccharide 1,2-alpha-mannosidase activity; calcium ion binding. The annotation marks the transcript as partial. Gene Ontology annotation, biological process: N-glycan processing; carbohydrate metabolic process.
AUGGCUGCAGCGUUGUACGUGGCAGUAUGCUGGCUGAUAUCUCCACUAAUUACAUCUUUCUUCACAGGUAGUGAUAGAAGCAAGUCUGGUGGCAGCUCUUCCUCGGCAUUGUGGAAUGAGCGUAAACUCAAAGUCAAAGACGUGUUCUUAGAGAGUUGGCAUGACUACGUCAAACACGGCUGGGGAUCAGAUAUUUAUGCUCCGGUCAAGCAAUCCGGAAAGAACAUGGGUAAGCAGCCUCUUGGAUGGAUCAUUGUUGAUUCCUUGGACACGCUGAUGCUCAUGGGGUGUAACGAUGAACUUGAAGAUGCAAAAUCCUGGGUUGACAAGGAGUUGACCUACGACGUCAGCACAAGCGUCAGUGUUUUCGAGACAACAAUCAGAAUGCUCGGAGGCUUACUUUCGGCCCACUACCUAUCCAAGAGUGACGAUACUGUCUACCUGGAGAAGGCGGUGGAGUUGGGAAACAAGCUUAUUUCAGCUUUCAACACUCCUUCCGGAAUCCCCCUUGUGGACGUGAACUUGCAUUCGGAGUCCCAGGGAGCGGAGGGUUUCCCGGCGUUGGGCGCAUCCACAGCCGAAAUUGCAACUUUGCAACUUGAGUUCAAGUACUUAUCGAAUUUAACAGGUGAAGCAUACUUCUGGGAUGCUGCAGAAAAGGUUAUGUCCAUAUUAGAUGCUAACCAAUUCUCUUCGCCUGGUGUUUACAAUGCAGACUAUGACGGUCUAGCUCCUAUCUACGUGAAUCAGCACAGUGGUAAGUUCAACAAGAACUUGAUCCGUUUGGGCUCUCGUGGUGACUCUUAUUAUGAGUAUCUUCUCAAGCAAUACCUUCAAACGAACGAGGAAAUUUAUCUAGACAUGUACAAGCAUGCAUUCAAUGGUAUCAAGAAACACUUGGUUGCGGAGUCAUAUCCAAACAAGUUUGUCUUUUUAGGUGAAUUGCCAACCGGUAUUAAUGGAGAGCUAGACACAAAGAUGGAUCAUUUAGUUUGUUUCAUUGGAGGUUUAUUUGCGCUUGGUGCAACUGAAGGUCUCACUGAGGCCGAAGCUCGAACUAAGAGUUUCUGGGACGAAUUCCAUGAAGAGCAGCUAGCACUGGGUAAGGAGAUCGGGAAAACAUGCUAUCAUAUGUACCAUGAUACUCCAGGUACUGGUCUUUCCCCUGAAAUUGUGGUAUUCAAUUUAGAUCCCGCUCUAAAUCCGAAAUCUGCCCCAAAUAAAGUUACAUCCAGUUUUGAUGGCGACUUCUAUAUUAAGUCUAGCGAUAGACAUAAUCUCCAAAGACCUGAAACAGUUGAGACAUUAUAUGUCUUAUACAAAAUUACUGGUGACGUCAAGUAUCGUGAGUGGGGUUGGGAAAUUUUCCAAAACUUUGUCAAGUUCACAAAAAUCACUAGUGGUGAUGGUGCCGUUAGGUACACUUCUCUCAAAGAUUGUACAGUCAAUCCUCCAAUUCUCAGCGAUAACAUGGAAUCGUUUUGGCUGGCGGAAACAUUAAAGUAUUUGUACUUACUUUUUGACGAUGAAACAGGCACUUCUAAAGGUCAACUGGCAAAUGGUAAUUUGGACAAGUGGGAUUUGAGGAAUAUGGUUUUCAACACAGAAGCUCAUCCUUUGCCCAAGUUUGAUAAAGCUUCUUUUGGAUCUGAAUGGGUUAGGGGUGUGAGUCCGCUUGAUCCUGAAACGAAAGUUGAGCAAAACAAGGCGACAGUAUCGAAGGAAGUCAUAAAGAAUGCAGCCGAGAAGGCUGAUAGCGCAUUAAAAAAGCAACAGGUGGAUGGCUCUGAGGCCGACGUCGAG